This is a messenger RNA of Microcebus murinus (gray mouse lemur), 3866 nucleotides long. It is a transcript of the gene TECTB, whose product is annotated as tectorin beta. Gene Ontology annotation, molecular function: extracellular matrix structural constituent. Lineage: Eukaryota; Metazoa; Chordata; Mammalia; Primates; Cheirogaleidae. The record is from RefSeq and is a predicted model, not a curated record.
UCAAGGAUAGACUCUCAGGACAAAGGGAAUUUUCUCAAAUUAAAUACAUAUGUCUGUAUUAAACACUUGCUACUUUGUCCUUAGCUCUUAUGUCACCCUAGAGUGGAAAAAACAUCGCAGACCAACACCCAUCUACGGUCUGGAACGUGGGUACUGUGAGUGUCAAGGGGCCACUGGAGUUGGAUGGAGAAGAACUAGGCUGGAGACGCAGCUUGAACGGGACAGGUGUUCCAAGGCGAGGGCAGGGAGGGGCGUGGGGAGAACUGGGGACACACGGCUACGCUGUGAACACGCGGCUCCGCUCUAUGGUGGGGCUCCAUUUCCACUCUGCAAUACUACACCGCACUGCCUGCUCAUCACCCGUCUCUUCCACUGGGCUGCGAGUUCCUUGAGAGCAGCCGCUAUGCCUUGUUGCCGUGCAUCAAGAAGCUUGUUGUCGUGUGACACGGGGCAGGGAUGGCGGCAUAGCGAGGCAUCGAAGGAGUGAUGGCAGCACACCAGGGAUGCACAGUGCUGCCGCACAGCCCCGUGCAAUCCAAGGACUGCAGGGCGCCCUUUCUGUUACACAACAGUGCGUGCCCUUCGCCUGGUGGGUGCACCUCACCCGGCAGGCUGCCCCUGAGCUGCAACCCACGGAUUCCAAAAUGUACCCCAAGAGGUGCUCAGUUGGGGUUCGGACUGCUGCAGCUCCCACAACCCGCCUGGGGACCUUGGAGCAAAAGCACCGCUCCUCUCCCAUGGCGCCCGCAGACGUCCGCGUGGGAGCUGGGCCGGGGUGGGGAAAAGCCGGCCUCUUGCCUGCUGCACCCACUUCCUCGGUCCCCUGGCUUCCCACUGCCAAGUCCUAGAGAGCUCUCAGGCCCAGGGUUUUCAAUUUUCCCAGGCCCUUGUUCCUCAUAGUCACUUUUUGGAAUUGACUCAAAAAAGAAAAGAAAAGAAAAGAAAAAAUCCACACUGUGACCAGCAGCUCUCAGGGUUACGUUCCACAGCAACCAUCUCUUCCCUGCAGAGAAAGUCCAGCCCACAGGGAAAGGGAGGCCACUUUCUCUCAAGACUCAUUUUGGGUGUUUUUUUGGCCAACCUGAUUUCUGGCAGGAUGUUGAAGCCCAACACACAGCUACGCUGUGGGCCGAACGUGAAGCUCUGUAAGCAAUUGCCCAGCUGCCGAGGAGAGCACGCAGCGGGCGGGAGAAGGCUUCUGCUCCCUGUGGCUGGGGAGGCUGUGACGGAGUGUUUUAAUUAGCGCCAGCUCAGCAAGACACUCGGGAUUGUCAACGUGCAUCCGUGCAUCCGACACGCUACUAGCAGCUAGAGAGCUGGUCCCACCGUGGUGGGUGGGGGGUGAGCAAGGCUGCACGUUCUGGAAGCUGAACAAUGAGGGCAAACUUUCAUUGCAAACACAUUGUCAUUUUCCGCUUAUGACCUGCUGGGGGUAAUCUGCCUUGGGGUACAAGCUGUUAUUCAAAGUCACCUUGGAAAUGCUCCUGGUGUAGUGUUGGACUGCAUAGCAUCUCCGUUCCUAUCUCAACGAAAACCCCCUCAAACAGGGAGCUUUCAAAUCCUGAAUUCACGUGAAGAGGAGUUGUGUGCCUUGCAGUUUCCGCUCCUACCCGUCUUCCCACCAUUAUAGCUCAGGCAACACUGGCCGAGACACCAGUGCCCCUGGGAGGUCCCAGUAAGCCCGUGGCCAGCAAGCAAGGGGGCAGGAUUGACUAACAGACAGCUGGGGCAAGAGCGAGGCCCCAGGUAGGGACCAGGGGAUGGAGAGAGAAUUGAUGUGCCUCUGGGGGCCAAGGGGGCAGCCCCCACCCCCAGGAAAGGUGGGAGAGGAUUGAAGACAGUGAGGUCCCCAUUCUUUCAGGAGCCUGAGGCUAAUCAUUUCCUUUCAUCACUCUCUGCAGGCUCAGCCUUCCCACCACCUCCCAGAGCUGCUGGCUUCGUCUGGAAAAAAUGCUAACUAGCUCUUUGCAAGAGCCUCACUCGUGCCCGGGCCAGAGAGCUCACAAUAGACACUGUGUGUAGCGCAAAAGGAACACGGUGCUCCCGGGGGCAGGCGGAGUGGGCAGCCUUGGGAGCACUCAUGGGCAGCAGGGAACAGACGUGGGCCCAUCCCCAAAUCCUCAGCCCCCACCCCCCUCGUGGCCUUCCUGUUCUCGGAACUCCACCACGGGAGAACACCGGCCAGAAUGAUCGAGGCUCGAGCUCUGGAAAGACUGUAAACAUUUGGCCAGCUUGGCUUGGCUGCCUGGCAAAGACCAGGUACUGAGAAGCAAUGGUGAUGAGGGCCUUCGUCCUGCUGGCCAUCUUUGCAGAAGCCUCUGCAAAAUCAUGCACUCCAAACAAAGCAGAUGUCAUCCUCGUGUUUUGUUAUCCCAAAACCAUCAUCACCAAAAUCCCCGAGUGUCCCUAUGGAUGGGAAGUGCAUCAGCUGGCUCUUGGAGGGCUGUGUUACAAUGGGGUCCACGAAGGAGGUUACUACCAGUUUGUAAUUCCAGACUUAUCACCUAAAAACAAGUCCUAUUGUGGAACCCAGUCGGAGUACAAGCCACCCAUCUACCACUUCUACAGCCACAUUGUUUCCAAUGACAGCACGGUGAUCGUGAAAAACCAGCCUGUCAACUACUCCUUCUCCUGCACCUACCACUCCACCUACCUGGUGAACCAGGCCGCCUUCGACCAGAGAGUGGCCACUGUUCACGUGAAGAACGGGAGCAUGGGCACGUUCGAAAGCCAAUUGUCUCUCAACUUCUACACUAAUGCCAAGUUCUCCACCAAGAAAGAAGCCCCCUUUGUCCUGGAAACAUCCGAAAUCGGUUCAGAUCUGUUUGCAGGAGUAGAAGCCAAAGGAUUAAGCAUCAGGUUUAAAGUGGUCUUGAACAGCUGCUGGGCCACACCCUCCGCUGACUUCAUGUAUCCCUUGCAGUGGCAGCUGAUCAACAAGGGUUGCCCCACGGAUGACACAGUCCUCGUGCACGAGAACGGGAAGGAUCACAGGGCGACCUUCCAAUUCAAUGCUUUCCGGUUCCAGAACAUCCCCAAACUCUCCAAGGUUUGGUUACACUGUGAGACCUUCAUCUGUGACAGCGAGAAGUUCUCCUGCCCCGUGACCUGCGACAAAAGGAAGCGCCUCCUGCGGGACCAGACCGGGGGCGUCCUGGUCGUGGAGCUCUCCCUGCGGAGCAGGGGAUUUUCGAGUCUCUAUAGCUUCUCAGGUGUUCUCCACCACCUCGUCGUGAUGCUGGGCAUCUGCACCGUGCUAUAGGAGCCAGCCGGGCAGCUGCGGCUCCUGCGCCCAGAGUCGUCCUCAGCCAGUGCAAACUCGUGUUGAUUGUGCUGCCGAACAAACAAACGCACAGAAGACCACAAGGUUGAAGAGCAGAGACUAGCGCUUUGCCGAAUAUGUGCUCCAGUGAUUUUGGGGAACUCGCUGAUGGCUUUCCUGUGGUGCCCCGCUUCUUCCUGUCACUUCCUGUGCCCUUCUCCUGCAGCCGGGGGACAAGUCUCCUCUCCCCACAUUUGAGUCAGAGCUGCAUGGACUCCUUUGAAGGCUAUUCUAAUUUUUAAAAGAUUAGCACACCCAACCAAGGGCAGCUGAGCAUUUUGCAGAGAAUGUGGGGCAUAACCACAUUGCAGAGAAUGUGGGGCUAAACACAGGAUGCACAGGAAUAGCCAAUGUUGCUGAAAAGGGGCUCUGUCAUAGAGGCCGUGUAGUUCUACCUAAGGACCAGAGCUGAGCCCCAGGCAUGGGGUUCCAAUCUUUCAACAAAUCACAUGGGAAAUGAUGUGGGAAUCAGAGCGGAAUACAAUAGUUUUGCUCAAACCUGAGUAAUACAGAGGAAAUAGAUUCUUGAGAACCUGUAGUACUA